AUGUCCGUCUACACGACACCCGGACGGUACAAGCUCGAGGCGCUGGUGCUCACUGUCGCUGGCGAAAUUCUUCGCAGCACCGAUACUCACGUCGGUCCCUCCGUGCUCCUGGGGCUAGCCAGCCGGUUGGCCAUGCACGCGGGCUAUCACCGCGACCCGCGCCAUUACCCUGGAAUCUCGGUGUUUGAGGGCGAGAUGCGCCGUCGCGUGUGGAUGUAUCUCUCGCUUCUCGAUCACUACAUCUCCCUGCAAGCCGGUCUACCGCCGACGACCAUCCAGUCGCAAUCCGACACCGCCGAGCCGCACAACCUGACCGACGAUGACCUGGAUCCGUCGAUGCCGGCACUGCCCGCGCCCCGACCACCGACCGAGAAGACGCAUAUUCUCUUUCCCACCACCCUGAAUCGCAUCAUGUUUGUCGGCGCCGAGAUCAUCGGCAAGGUGUGUUCCGUCCGGGGCGUUCCUUAUCGUGAGGUGCGGCGGCUGGACGCGACCCUCCGAAAGCUGCAGGCGACGGUUCCCCCGCCGCUGCGAUUCCAGGCGCUGAGUGACUCGAUCGCCGACGCGCCCACCACCAUCAUGGACCGCUAUAAUAUCGAGCUGAUGUACCAGAAGGCGCGCUGCGAUCUGCAUCGGCGGUAUCUGGCCCAGCAUCGACUGGACCCCAAGUACGCGUAUUCACGCCGGGAGUGCCUAGACGCCGCGCGCCGCGUACUGCAGCAUCAAUGCGAUAUCUUCGACGCUAGCAGUCCCGGCGGCCAGCUGGGCUACGCCUCCUUCUUCUUUUCGCCCGUCGUGGUCAUGCACUUCCGCUCCGCCGCGAUGUUGGUGUCGUUGGAGAUUGCCUGCCAGUCGCGGCACGACCUCAAGCAGAGUCUGUCGGCCGACCAGCGACAGUCGAUCCUCGCGGAACGAGCGCAGCUCUCGCACGAUCUAGAACGGUCGUACGCUAUCUGGAACCAUCUACGACACCAGUCCAAAGAAGCCCUGAAAACGGCCGAGGCGCUCCAGAUCAUGCUGAAGAUCGCCAACACCCACCUGCAGCAUGGGUCCACUCCGGGGCAAGACGAGUCUGCGGCAAUGGGAAGCUUCAACAGCCAGGCCCUGGCCGAGACCUUCACUCCCAGUGAUCAGGAUCAUCAGGAAUUGUUGCUUGACACUCAUAACACCAGCCCCUUGGAUGUCGACCUCAUGGAUGCGACCUUCUAUCUGGGGCAGAGUGCGACGGACCAGGCCCCAGGCACGCGAUUCGCCGGGUCCACCGACGUCGUGGAUUUCUAUGAUCGGUACUGGGAGAACCUGAUGUUGUUAGGAGGGGACCAAGGUUUUAAUGACUUUGCUCUGGAUGGUUAUAAUGCGAAUCUUCCCGAGUCCAGCCUUCCCUAG
This is a messenger RNA of Aspergillus melleus, 1386 nucleotides long. Its product is annotated as fungal specific transcription factor domain-containing protein. Bases 1 to 1386 code for a protein of 461 amino acids. Gene Ontology annotation, molecular function: zinc ion binding; DNA binding. The transcript has a single exon. Gene Ontology annotation, biological process: DNA-templated transcription. Gene Ontology annotation, cellular component: nucleus. NCBI's taxonomy places the organism in Eukaryota, Fungi, Ascomycota, Eurotiomycetes, Eurotiales, Aspergillaceae. The record is from RefSeq and is a predicted model, not a curated record.